Molecule: messenger RNA, 2127 nt
Organism: Candidula unifasciata
Lineage: Eukaryota; Metazoa; Mollusca; Gastropoda; Stylommatophora; Geomitridae
Source: the annotation of a GenBank genome assembly
AUGACAAUGCCACGGGGCAGUUUGCGCCCCCCUCCUGUGUGUGCUGACUGUUCCGCUCCAGACCCAACCUGGGCAUCCAUUAAUCGGGGUGUGCUUAUAUGUGAUGAGUGUUGCAGUGUUCAUCGCAGUCUCGGGCGACAUAUUUCCCAAGUGAAGCAUUUGAAGAAGGGCCAGUGGUGUCCCAGUCAGCAUUCAAUGGUGUACAUUCUGGCCACUAAUGGAGCCAACAACAUCUGGGAACACACAAUGCUGGACCCCGCACAGAACAAACAUGGCCGCAGAAAACCAGGGCCUCGUGAGGCUCUUCACCCAAACAAAUCAGAUUUCAUCAGAUCCAAGUACCAGUUCUUAUCAUUUGUGAACAAACAUAAAGAUAGUGAUGCCAGCUCCCUGGACGAUGUGAGCCGGGAACUGCACUCCAGUGUCAGAACAAAUAAUGUGGAGACUUGCUUACGUCUGCUGUCGAAAGGUGCUGACCCAAACUAUUUUCAUAAGGAAAAAGGCAACAGUCCCAUCCACGUGGCAGCCCAGGCUGGCCAGACCUCGCAGGUGGAGCUGCUGUGUGUGUAUGGGGCAGACCCAGGGGCCAGGGAUGCAAAUGGACGCACACCAUAUGAUUAUGCCAAAGCGGAAGGUUUUCCAGACGUGGCUGACAGACUUAUUGAACUGCAGUAUGAACUGACCGAUCGAUUGACCUUUUACAUCUGUGGGCGAAAACCAGAUCAUAGAUCCGGGGUUCAUUUCAAGAUUCCUGAGCUGGGUGACAGUAGUGCCGAUCUCUCUGAACUGGCGAAGCAAGCCAAGAAAAAGCUCCAGGCGCUUCCAAAUCAUUUAUUUGAAGAAUUGGCAAUGGAUGUUUAUGAUGAGGUUGACAGACGAGAAAAUGAUGCUGUGUGGCUGUCCACUCAUGACCACACGUCAGUACUGAGUGAGAGACUAACUGUCCCACACCUGCCUGUCAACCCCGAACUCUCCACCACUCGUAAUCAGGGUCGGCAGAAAUUGGCACGGUUUAAUGCCAGAGAGUUUGCAACUUUGGUGGUAGAUAUCCUGUACGAUGCCAGGCGGAGACAGACAGGAAUCACUUCCCCGCUACACACAAUCAAAGAUCCAGACAAGCUGGGUCGAAACUCUCAAAGAAUGACCACAAUCAGUGACGAUGAACCACUCUACGACAGCGUAGCAUCAGACGAGGACUACAGCAGCAUUGACACUCAGAGUAUUAAAAGUGUGAGGGAAGAGAUGAGGCCUGACAUUGCCUCUGAGAGUAUGGGUGAGCACCACCCUGAGAUUCCUGUUUCUGUUGAAGAGAUGCAGGAAGUCAAACGAGCCCUGGCAGCAUCUGAAGCAACAAUUAAACAUCUGGUGCAGGCCAAACUGGAAUUGGAGAAAAAGGUUGACUGUCUGAUGCGUGAGAAUGCAAACUUACGUGUUUUGAGUCAAGACUUUUCACCGAUGAUGUUUAAUGGUUUCGACUCGGGAGACCAGCCUGACAAUAACAAUGAGGAAGGUGACCAGGGACAUUCAGAUGAUGUCUAUGACAACAGCAUCCCCAGGUCACCAUCGCUGAGGUCAAGUGGCAUGCGGCCGACAUCCAUGAUUGAGAUGAGGGACCAAAACAGGCAGCAGUUAAUGCAUGGGAACAUGGGACACAAUGCACAAAUGAUGUCAUCUGCAUCUGUGGCUAACAUAUCAGUGACCGGAGCUGGCCAGAGCAGAAGUAAAGGAUUGUCAGUGGCUGGCAGCUCUGCAGUUGACAAUCAGUGCCACCAAAAUUUUGCUGAUGGCCAUCAGGAUAUUUCCAAGUCAAACCAGUCAUUUGAAAGCGGUGCCAGUGAAAGUCAAGUGCAAGAAGUGCUGUCCUCAAUUAGGGAGUCUUCUGAAAGUGAUGGCCAGGGCUCCAAUUCUUCUUUGGCUGCCUGCGGUGAUGACCCCAACAUGCCGUCCCAGCAAGAGGUGGUGAAAAAAACAGAGAAGGUGACAAAGAAAAUCCAAGAACUUCUAGUGGCAGCACAAGAAGGACGACACAACAGUUUUGAGUCGUGCUCGGAACGGAUAUAUACAGCUGUCUUGGAAAUGGCCUCUCUGUUCCCAGAUGUAAGCAAGGCUCAUGUGGUUUGUGAUUAA